Molecule: messenger RNA, 261 nt
Organism: Aspergillus versicolor CBS 583.65
Lineage: Eukaryota; Fungi; Ascomycota; Eurotiomycetes; Eurotiales; Aspergillaceae
Product: small nuclear ribonucleoprotein F
Exons: 3
Biological process (GO): mRNA splicing, via spliceosome; spliceosomal snRNP assembly
Cellular component (GO): catalytic step 2 spliceosome; U1 snRNP
Molecular function (GO): RNA binding
Source: RefSeq, a predicted model, not a curated record
CUUCAACCCGUCAACCCUCGACCCUUCCUUCAGGCUAGGGUCGCAACCCAAGUCAUCGUCCGCCUGAAAUGGGGCCAGACAGAAUACAAGGGACUUCUGGAGAGCAUUGAUUCAUACAUGAACGUGCUGCUGCGGGACACAGAGGAAUUCAUUGAUGGGAAGCCCACGGGGACCCUGGGUCUUGUUUUCAUACGGUGUAAUAACAUCCUCUGGAUGGGAUCGGCGGAGAAUGUUGAGAUGACGGAUCUGGGAUUACGAUAG